This is a messenger RNA of Didymella exigua CBS 183.55, 449 nucleotides long. NCBI's taxonomy places the organism in Eukaryota, Fungi, Ascomycota, Dothideomycetes, Pleosporales, Didymellaceae. The record is from the annotation of a RefSeq genome assembly.
AAAAUCUCAGCGUGCGACGCGCUGCUGACGUCUACAAAGUGCCAAAAUCAACUCUCCAAGACCGACGCGCCAGGAAGCAGUCAACACGCGAUACCCACCCUAAAUCAUCAGCUCUGACUAAGACAGAAGAGCAGACGCUUGCGCAGUAUAUUAGGAAGCUUGACGAGCAAGGGCAUGCCCCAACGCUCUAUUGGUUCAACCUAGUACAGAACGUUAAGGCUAAGUAUAGCAUCCAGGACGAAGAUACCUAUAACUUUAACAAGACUAGCUUUACUAUAGGCAUUAGAAAUCACGUUAAAGUAGUCACUGCAUCAGAGAGACGCACAGAUCCUAUUGGGGUCCAGCAGGGAGACCGUGAGUGGGUGACGUUGAUUGCUGCAAUCAACGCGAUGGGCUGGGCAAUUACGCCCUACCUUAUCUUCAAAGCAAAGAACCACAACGCGUCUUAG